GGCAAGUAAAAACUAAAAUAAAAACACUGAGCAGUGGGCACGGGGCAGUGUGUAAAUUAAAUUAUUUUUAACGUACUAAAAAAUAUAUGCUAUUGAUUUUUGAGAAAUUAUUGCAUAUAAUAAUAUUGCAAUAGCAAGCAAUGUCGGGCUAAAUAUCUGCAUCGUAUAGUGUGGUUUACUAAUAGUGUGUAUGGUUUGGUAUAGGAGUGUAUUUCAACUAUGUCUACUCCAAUACUAAAUCAAGCCCGUAAUUCUGGUGGCGAGAGCAAGAUUGCUACCACGAGUAUUGUAACUAGAAAUGCUGCAAGAAAAGCCAAAAUACAAACACGUGCAGCAGCCGCUGGUAAAGCCAGGCCGUCAGCUCUGAUUGUCAAUGCUAAGAGAAAGGCUCAACUAAAGAAGAGGACGGUUUUGGAGACAGUUUUAAAGGAUCAUUAUCAGAUAGCGAUGGAUUCUAAAAUGAAAGUUAAAGGAGCUACUGGGCUGGUGACAGACCCUCGCAUGUUAGAACACAGAUGUUUGUGGGACGACAACUAUCCGGAAAAUCCAGAGCGACUGAAAAGUGUUCUGAGAAGGUGUCAAGAGCUCAAUUUAAUAGACCAAUGCAAGGCAAUUAGAGCAAGACCCGCGACCAAAGAGGAAAUAAUUAAGUUACACUGUUCAUCUGUCAUAGAUGUGUUAGAGAGUACAAACAAUAAUAAUAACAUGGAGUAUUUAGAAGAGUUAUCUUCUCGUUAUGAUGCCAUAUACUUUCAUCCGAGUACUCAUGAGCUGGCGUUGCUAGCUGCCGGCUCGUGCAUCGAGCUGGUUGAUGCAGUGGUACGCGGUGACGUGAUGAACGGUGCGGCGUUGGUGCGACCACCUGGCCAUCACGCCAUGAGGGCGGAGCCCUGCGGCUACUGUUUCUACAACAACGUGGCUCUAGCUGCGGCGCACGCCGUACACAAGCUACAACUGAACAGAAUACUGAUUGUCGACUGGGAUGUGCAUCACGGCCAGGCGACGCAACAGAUGUUCUAUGACGAUCCCAGGGUCGUAUACUUCUCAAUCCACCGCUACGAGCACGGCACGUUCUGGCCCAACCUGCGCGAGUCCAAUUUCGACUAUGUGGGGGCGGGGCCAGGAGCGGGGCGUAAUUUCAACGUGCCCCUCAACAAGACCGGCAUGGGAGACGCAGACUAUCUGGCCAUCUGGCACCAGUUGUUGCUACCCAUGGCCUACGAGUACCAACCAGAACUGGUGCUGAUCUCAGCGGGCUACGACGCAGCGUUCGGUUGUCCAGAGGGUUUAAUGGAAGUAACCCCAGCGUGCUAUGCGACCCUCACACACUUGCUAAUGGGUGUGACGUCACGCGUCUGCGUAGUGCUAGAGGGAGGAUAUUGUGCACGGUCGCUCGGCGAGGGGGCCGCGCUUACAUUGCGCACGCUACUUGGACACAGUCCGCCCACCUUGCAGCCACUCUCAGAGCCCUCAGACGAAAUUCGGACAUCGAUCCUCAAUUGUAUCUAUACCCACAAGAAGUAUUGGCGCUGCUUCAACUACCAGCCGAGCUUCAGCUCCGAUACGACCGUCAAGAACGUGUGUGACGUCACCAAGGUCAAGCACAACGUCACAGUACAGUACCUCGGCGAUGAGACCAAACCGGCCAAGUACGAAACUAGGAACUGUUAUCCGGUACAGGACGAAGGGACUAAGCGACUGAUUGAAGAGAGAUUAGCGUAUUUGGAAUCUGUGACGGACUUGACGCUACCGCAACACGCUGUCGGCUAUGUGUAUGACAGUGCAAUGUUGAAACACGAGAAUAUAUGCGAACCAGGCCACGUGGAAUGUCCGGAUCGAAUCCUGCGCAUGCACGAAAGACACCGGGAGUUUGGUCUGCUGGCGCGGCUGCACAUCAUCCAGCCCAUGCCGUGCACGGACGACCAGAUUCUCCGGGUGCAUAAUGAAGAACAUCUUAAAAGAUUGAAAAACUUCUCGACGAUGAAGCUCCGCGAUUUGAACCAGAAGAAGGAGAGCUUCGACUCUGUCUACUUCCACCCCGACUCAUUGGAGAGCGCUGCCAUGGCUGCCGGCUGUGCUGUUCAGAUGGUGGAUGCUGUGUUAUCGGGUCGUUGCGGAGCAGGAGUAUGCGUGGUGCGGCCUCCCGGCCACCAUGCUGGUGCCACCACUCCGUGCGGGUUCUGUUUGUUGAACAACGCCGUGGUGGCAGCCACCCACGCCGUCACCCACCACGGCGUCAGGCGCGUCUUGUUGGUGGACUGGGACGUGCACCACGGGAACGGGACGCAGGACCUCACUUACGAUGAUAGCAGGAUUCUGUACCUGUCGAUCCACCGCUACGACAAGGGCGCGUUCUUCCCGCAGUCGCGCGACGCUGACGUCACGGCGGUGGGCGCACACACUGCGCGGGGCUUCAACGUGAAUGUACCAUGGAAUAAGCGCGGCAUGGGCGACGCGGAGUACUUGGCAGCGUUCACGCAAGUGGUACUGCCGAUAGCAUACGAGUACAACCCGGAACUGGUGAUCGUGUCUGCUGGGUUCGACGCGGCCAUCAACGAUCCUCUCGGCAAAUGCAACGUGACACCGGAAUGCUACGGCAUAAUGACGCAUAUGCUCCGUGGUCUAGCCGGAGGGAGGGUCGUACUCUGCCUAGAGGGAGGAUACAAUAUCACCAGCUCCUCGUAUGCCAUGACAAUGUGCACCAAAGCUUUGCUCGGCGAUCCGAUACUACGACAGUACGAUCCCAAUAUCACUUGCCAUCCUUCCGCCGUAGAAUCUAUCAAUGACGUCAUUCAAGUACAUAGUAAAUAUUGGAAGAGCCUUAAGUUCCAAUUAGCGCUUCCUAUAGAAAAUGUUUUGAAGGAGAAAUCUGAAGCAAAGGCAGAUUCUUUAGAUAGUGCAAUGGGGAGGCUUAGUUUAAGUAAGUGUUCGGACGGUAUUCACUGCGGGACUGAUGACGAGGACGAGACUGGAGAGGAGAAGGAGAUAAAAAAGGAGAAUGAAGUUGACCCUGGGAAAGAAGAUGAACAGCCAAAUGCUGGUGGUUCAGGCGGGAAGCAGACACUAGUGGAUUUUCUGGCUGAUAAUAUGCAGGCGAUAGCGGACGGGGAGAUGUUUGCCGUAGUGCCGCUGGCCUCGUGUCCACAUCUCGAGACGCUGUACGCCAUACCGAGUGACGUGGCGUUCCGGCCAGGCGCCAAGUGUGAGCAAUGUGACCACACGCUCGAGAACUGGGUGUGCCUGCACUGCUACGUGACCGCCUGUGGACGGCCGACUGUAAACGGCCACAUGCAGGCGCACUACUCCGCGACACAUCAUCCCCUGUCCCUUUCGCUCGCAGAUCUCUCUGUAUGGUGCUAUCCUUGUGACGCGUACGUUGACAAUCCACUGUUAUAUGACGCAAAGAACAAUGCACACAGAUGUAAGUUCGGCGAAGACAUGCCUUGGUGUUACCGUGACACAAUCGACAUGCAUUGACUUUGACAGUGACAGCUGCAACCACUUGACUCGUUUGUAAAAUAUGUAACUUACUAAAAUACAUAUCCUUAGGAUAUUUAAAUAUUUAUUUUUAUCUUGUAUAUAAUGUAAUUAAAAUUUUCAGAGAACUGCACUGUAAUAAUGCUUACUUAAAUUCUAAUAAAGGUAUAUUCAUAUCACAGGGACAUAUAAUAAUUACAGGCAUGAAUAAAGAUGUCAUCGGAACUAAUAUAAUUUAUAAAAUAAUUGAGCGCAACUACUUAUAUAAUUUGGAUUGUUCAUAAUUUUGUAUUUUUUAAUGAUUGUGAAGUUAUUUUUAAUAAUAUUUAUUUUUGGGCUUUACUAUUAUUUUUAACAUUAUUAAGAUGGGCCGGUUAUUCAUGCAAAUAACCAAAGUGUGUAUUUUUAUUUAGUUUUGAAAUCUUAUCCAAUGUAACUCUUGAUAGAAUUGAAAUCUUAUCCAUUGGAACUCUUUUGAACACUUUUAUAUUUCAAUAAUCUUGGAAUAACUUUGAUUAAGAAUUUGUCUAGAUAGAGGGUGGCGCUGCAAUCGCAAUAAAAACAAUAGGCACACAAAGUUAAGUUUCAGGCUUACAUUAUUAUUUUAGAAUUUACUUUAGGUAUUUUCAUAGCAUUAGGUCCUGUAGGAUAUUUUCGGUUGAGUCAAGUUAGAAAGAAGAAAUAUUUUUUUAAAUAUUAUGGUACACAUAAAUACAAAAUACUUUUUUUUAAGAAAGAGACGAACAAUGUAUAAAAAAGCAUCAAUAUUAAUAUGUUACAAAGUGCACCUAGCUUAGCAUAUUUGCUGGUUUCAAAACCAGCACUGGUCUACCGUUGGGCCAUUUGGUUACGUGGCGUUGUUGAAUUAGUAGGCCUUUUGUUAGGCUAUGUAUACACUUUUACAACAUCAUGAUCCAAGAAAUUUUUUAAAAAUAAUAACAAAACAUGUGUUACGGAAUUCAAAAGAUUCUUUUAAACCCAUUUCAAUCAUCCUUUGUAAUUAUAUAGCUGCAUUAUGCAUACUUAAAUAGCUGAAAUCGUCAUUUUUUAUGUCUCAGAAUGCUUGUUUACCGUAUAAUGCCAGUGUCACUGGGCGGGCGGAACGAAAUUGGCUUUUGUCAAGAAUUGACUGAAGUUAUAGUGGGUGCUAAGAGUUUAGACUCUCUAGCUAGACAGGUUAAUAAUCAAAGAUGAGUAGAGGUAUUUUUUAAUAAUAAUUUUAUAUAAUUUUUGUGAUGUUUUGCAUUUGUCAUUAGUUUCCACUUUAAGUUUAGUAGAAAUACAUACCUGUAGGUAUUUAAAAAUACUUUUGUUUAUUGGGGAUAUUUAGCUUAAUUUCGGGUAAAUUAGUUUAGUAUUUUGAAUUUAUCCUCUUCAUUUUCAUUAUUAUCUAUACAAUAAAAUCUUUAAAAAAAUUGCAUUUAAUUAACUCUGUAGCUACUGCAACACUAUAAUUUGAUAUACUGAAAUUGUAGUAGAAUAGAUAAUUGAAACAUAUAGGUAAACAUAUCUAUGAAAUAUAUUUUUGCUUUUGAUAUUUGACACAUACAUUGAUGUACAAAAUUUACUCCUAUAUUGAUUAAAUAUGUGCCAAAUUAAGCUCAACAGACAAUAUCACAUAUAUAAAUAUACCUUAUAUCAUUUAUACAUCUAGAUAGACUAUGACAGCUGUGAAAACGUCGAAAAAAAACGAGUUUAGAACUAAACUCUAUUCUGAGCGAUCCACGCACACAAACACAAAGUAUCAUACAAAUCGCGAAUGUAAGACGUAGCUUGUCACGCACACUAAACUAAUAUUCCUGGCCUUUUUUUAUCGGUUGUCUAACAGCAAGAGAAUAUGCAAGUAUCUAGACGUAUAAAAUAUCUAAAAAUUGUAAUUAAUAAAAAAUGUACUAACA
Leptidea sinapis is the source of this 5375-nucleotide messenger RNA. It is a transcript of the gene HDAC6, whose product is annotated as histone deacetylase 6. The transcript is spliced from 20 exons. Bases 220 to 3477 code for a protein of 1085 amino acids. Gene Ontology annotation, molecular function: zinc ion binding; histone deacetylase activity. Gene Ontology annotation, cellular component: histone deacetylase complex. Gene Ontology annotation, biological process: chromatin organization. The record is from RefSeq and is a predicted model, not a curated record. Lineage: Eukaryota; Metazoa; Arthropoda; Insecta; Lepidoptera; Pieridae.